Messenger RNA from Mollisia scopiformis, 1112 nucleotides. Its product is annotated as 3-oxoacyl-reductase. The coding region runs from base 173 to 1057 and encodes 294 amino acids. NCBI's taxonomy places the organism in Eukaryota, Fungi, Ascomycota, Leotiomycetes, Helotiales, Mollisiaceae. The transcript has 3 exons. Gene Ontology annotation, molecular function: oxidoreductase activity, acting on the CH-OH group of donors, NAD or NADP as acceptor. The record is from RefSeq and is a predicted model, not a curated record.
UUCAAUCUCGACAAUGCUCGGAUCGAAGCGCUCGGGAGCCCUUGGAAUCAUUGGACAACAUGUAGAGUUUCACGUCAUUUGCAAUAAUGAAAUGAUAUAUAUCCUCUUGAGCUUGUCACUCUCACUCCCUUAACAUUUGACUUGAUGUCAAAAACUCAACUCACAAAAGAAAAUGGCGGAUUUUGAAAAACAGCCCCUCCAUCUCAAGGAACAAGAUUUAACUGGCAAGGUAGCUGUUGUAACCGGUGCUUCCAGAGGUAUCGGACGAGCAAUAGCUGUCAACCUCGCCUGUCGUGGAUGCAGUGUCCUGGGAACAUGCUCAUCAGACGCCUCCCUCCAUCUCAUCGACACUCUUUCUCAAAGCAUCACUAAGCUUUACGAGGAUAAUCCUCAGACUUCACCGCCUUUAUCGAAACCCAAGAUAUAUGGCCUGGCAGCAGACAUCACUGCCUCCAACCACGCAACUCUGAUAGCCGAUUGUCUCGAAGCAACCUUCAACAGCAAACUCAACAUUCUAAUUAAUAACGCAGCCAUAACCGGCGGUACGAAAAUCGGCUCCACCUCCCCCGACCAAAUUCACCGCAUGCUCAAUGCCAACCUCCAAACGCCCAUCCUCCUCGUCGACGAGCUCGUCAAACGCAAACUCUUCCUCCCAAGCAGCAGAAUAGUUAACAUCUCCAGCGACCGCGCUCGAAGCACAUCAAACGAAUCCGUAAUCUACUCAGCUACUAAAGCAGGCCUGGAAAGUCUAGUGAGGACCUGGGCGAAGGUUCUAGGCGGGAAUGAGCACGAGUUCGCGUUCAUGGCGGGAACGACGGCGAAUAGCGUUUCGGUGGGGGCGACGGAGAGUGAGGUGGCGAAGAGGUUGGGGAGGGAGAGGUUGGAGGAGAGGUUGAAAGAGGAGUUGCCGAAGCAGUGGGUUGCGCCGGGGGGGAAGGGAUGGUUUGCGCAGGUUGAGGAGGUCGCGGAUGUGGUGGGGAUGUUGUGCUCGAGGGAGGGGAGGUGGAUUACUGGGUCUGUUGUUCCGGCAAAUGGGGGCGCAACUGUGAUUUUGUGAUUUGGAUAUGUAGGUCCUUAAGGGAAAAGUAGAAUUGUAUUAUUUUAUAUAAUUU